Molecule: messenger RNA, 810 nt
Organism: Dibothriocephalus latus
Lineage: Eukaryota; Metazoa; Platyhelminthes; Cestoda; Diphyllobothriidea; Diphyllobothriidae
Source: the annotation of a GenBank genome assembly
AUGACAGAGUUAAACUGGAUUGGUGACAGCUACGCCGCCCUGGGCUUCUUCCUGAUGCCCUUCGUGUCAACCAUAAUCCUCAAGAUGAAUCGUGCUUACCGUGGAGCCAUCCUGACCGCAGGUAUUCUCAUCUUUAUUAGCUGCUUCACGUCCGCGGUAAUACCUUCCCCUGGCUAUCUCUUUUUCACUCACACUGUGCUACACGGGAUCGGAUCAACCCUGAUCCUCUCCACAACGGCUCUCAUCACGGGCGAGUACUUUGAUAAGACGCACCGUUUUCACGUCCUAGCUACAACCUUCGUGUCCGGCGGUCCCUAUGGCGUGCUGAUUUUCGGUCCACUUUUCUCCAUCUGGACACACGACUACGGCUGGCGCAGGGCCUUCGAGAUCUGUGGUGUGCUCUUUUUGGCCUCCAACUGUAUUUCAGCACUGGUUUUCUAUCCGAAACCAGACGAAACCUACGAGGAGCUUCCCUGCACGGAGCAGGGCAACAGUAGUAAAGAAGGUGGCAGUGAAGAAGCUCGGACCAGUCGUGCCGCAGUGGAACCGAAGGCGGCCUCAGGCCGUGGCUGGGCACUCUGCUCUUGGUCCCACCUUCAAGAGAACAAGCAGAUUUUCCUUUGGGCGCUGGAACGCUUACUGCACAAUUUUGUCAUGUACGGCCUACUGAUGAACCUCACCACCUACGUGACUGAGGCGCUGGGCAAUGAAAUCAAAAAGGGCUCUAAGAUCAAUCUCUACUUUGGAGCGGGUGAGUCGACCAUCUUCACUGCCGGCGCUCUCAUCGGUGACCGCAUUAGGGGCUACCUA